AUGGCCCCUCCACAAUACAUUAUCAACGCUCAUGUUUUUGGCGAGACAUAUGAUAACGAAGAAGUUGGUUUUCUAUUUAGAAACACCGAGGUUAAACGAUUUUGUUUAAGCAGAAAAGCAAAUUUCAAUUACUUCAAACAGAGAUUAGAGACGAAGCUUGCAUUGGGUGAUGUAUCCCAAAUUUUUUACCAAUAUCGAUUUCUUCGUGGGGACAACCCGGUCAAGUUUAUCCAAGUUGAGAUCAAAGACGAUGAAGACAUGCAGAAUAUGUUUGCCAAUCAUGAGUAUUCUGGUUACGAAUGCAUAGAACUGUAUGUUACUCUACCAGAAGUUCAACCCACACAGAUGGUUGAGUCACAGGUCAUUGAUGCACUUGGAGGCGAGCAAGCAGAGGUCGACGUUGUAGAUGAAGAAGAAGAAGCACCAGAAAUAGAAAUUGAUAACCUGGUAAACGAGGAAAGUGAAGAUGAACCGGAAGUUGUUGUACCACGAGAUCAAGUGCAUAUGCCUCCAGUGCACAUGAGGAACUUGAAUUUUGAUGGGGAUGACGAACCAUCGACUGAUAUUUUCUAUGAUCCAUACACCCAAACAGAUCAACGGUUAAAAGUAGGAGACAGAUUUCGUUCUAAGGAGGCAUGCAUCAUGGCCAUAAAAAGAUUUCAUAUGGCAAACAAUGUUGAUUUUAGAGUUGAUCGCGCCAAUGUCGAAAGGUACAAAAUUUACUGUAAAAACACUGAUUGUGGAUUCAGGUUGCAUGCAUCAUACAGGAAGAGAAGUGACUCAUGGGUUAUAGGAUAUAUUUCCCAAGAUCACACAUGUGUUAACACAAAUGUUUCACAAGAUCACCGUAAGCUAAGUUAUGACAUCAUUUGUCAAGAAAUCUUGCCUCUAGUUGAAAAAGAUCCAUCGUUAAAGAGACCCUUCCGGCGCAAUCUCCAGACGGAACAUCACUUCAAGGAAAUGUGA
Molecule: messenger RNA, 966 nt
Organism: Vicia villosa (hairy vetch)
Lineage: Eukaryota; Viridiplantae; Streptophyta; Magnoliopsida; Fabales; Fabaceae
Exons: 2
Coding region: 1-966 (321 amino acids)
Source: RefSeq, a predicted model, not a curated record